GCCAUGAAUUUAAUGCAUUUCCGGUUUAAGCGUUGUUGUUGUUGUCGCCGCAGAAAUUAAGAAAUAUGGACAAAAGAUCAGGAAACGUACCUGGCUUACCUCCAGGAUGGUCAAGGGAAGAAUGUGUAAGACAGUGUGGUUUGUCGGCUGGAAAAACAGAUGUGUUCUAUAUAAGCCCAGAUGGAGUUAAAAUUAGAAGCAAGCCCCACUUAUCUCGUUACCUUGGUGAGGCAUUUGAUUUAAGUUCAUUUGACUUUAGGACAGGAAAAAUCAUCAGUAGUUCUCAUAGAAAAAGUAAGCGCCACAAAGGAUCAUCAUAUGACUAUGCCAGAGGGAUCAGACAGGACGCCAACCUUGCAUUGCCAAUUCGUCAGACAGCGUCAAUAUUUAAACAGCCUGUGACAGUGAUCAGGAACCAUCCCGACAGUGCAACUAAGUCAGAUCUCAAACAUGGCCCUCAAGAACCCCCACGACAGUUAUUUUGGGAGAAGAGACUUCAGGGCCUUCGAGCGUGUGACAGUACUGAAGAACUUAUUCAAAGCUUAGAACUACCUAAAACUGUUCUAGGGAUAGGACCAGAGUUGACAACAGAGAAUAUUCUACAGAGUAUAUCAGCAGCUCUUCAUCUUGGAGCUGUCCCUAUCAUAGGUCAGCAUAGUAACAAGAAUCUGGUACAGAAAAAUCCAGGUGUUCACAUGGAUGUUAACCAACCACAUAUUCAGCAACUUAUUGUAUCAGAUGAGGAUAUUAAGAAACAAGAGUCUAAAGUGAAUGAGGCUAGACGUAAACUACAAGAGGUGAUGAAAACAUGAAGAAUCCUAAACAGGCAGAUGAGCAAAGUGACGUGAUGUGCCACAUCAAAUUUUGACCUGGUGUAGCUUACCUUUGAGACAUAGGGAGAUGUGUAAUAGUGAACAUUUUGUACAGACAUAUUAUGUGAAUGUUAUACUUGUACAUACAUCAUGAUGUCAUAAAACAUGGUCUCAAACUCAUGUCUUCAUGUAGAAUGAUUUGUGAAUAGAAUGUCACAAGAAAAAAAAUUAUGGAUAUAAUUACUGAUCUAACAUCUUUUUUUGAAUGUAUUUAUUUGACCAUUUCAAGUUGAGUGUUAUAUUAUGUUAGGUAUAUUAGUUAGUGGUAAGUAAAUAUCUGUUAACGUAGUUAAAGUAUAAUCAUAAUUAUUAUUAAAACAAAAAAUCUUAUAACAACACUACAGUGUUUGUAAAACAUAAAAAUAAAAGAAUGUGAAUUGUAUUGAUAUUUUUAUGAUGAUGACAUUUACUUGGCUAUACUUUGUAAUAAAUGUGUAAAAAAUU
Messenger RNA from Ruditapes philippinarum (Manila clam), 1316 nucleotides. RefSeq names its product methyl-CpG-binding domain protein 2-like. Lineage: Eukaryota; Metazoa; Mollusca; Bivalvia; Venerida; Veneridae. Bases 66 to 812 code for a protein of 248 amino acids. The transcript has 7 exons. The record is from RefSeq and is a predicted model, not a curated record. Gene Ontology annotation, molecular function: DNA binding.